UCUUCCGGUGUCAUGGCGUCAAUUGCAAGGCCAAGGCCAAAAAGGGAGUACUAGAUGUUUGCUAGACAACUGUUUUUUGCUUCUGUUCUCCGUGGACUGCUUAGAGAAAACCUGGGUGACCUCCAAAUUACGCAAUGGAGGUGGUGACCUUUGAGGAUGUGGUUGUGAACUUCAGCAAUGAGGAGUGGACUUUGCUAAGUCCAUCCCAAAAGAACCUCUACAGAGAUGUGAUGGGCGAAACCUUUAGGAACAUGACUGCAAUAGGAGGACUUGGGAAUAUCCAGGAACCUGAAAAAGAAUGCAAAAUUUACUGGAGAUCCUUAAGAAAUGACAAGCUAGGGAAAUCCUAUGGACAUACAUCUUGGAAUCAGUGUAAAGAAUUAUUCCCUUGUACUGCAGAAGGUAAUGUGAAUGUGAAAGAAGCAGAAACACACCACAAUAUUCAGAUCCAUGAAAAAUAUUGCAGUGGAGAGAAAUCCUAUGUAUGUCAGCAAUGUGGAAAACAGUUCACCAAAUCUGGACAUUGUAAGCAACAUGACAUAAUUCACACUGGAGAGAGACCAUAUGUAUGUAAGCAAUGUGGGAAAGCUUUUAACACAAGGGGAUAUUUUAAGAAACAUGAAAGAAUUCACACUGGAGAGAAACCCUAUGUAUGUAAGCAAUGUGGCAAAGCUUUGAACACACAGGCAAGUUGUAAAAUAGACGAAAGAAUUCACACUGGGGAGAAACCCUAUGUAUGUAAGCAAUGUGGGAAAGCUUUUACCCGACAUGGACAUUGUAAGCGACAUGAAAGAAUUCACAUUGGAGAGAAACCCUAUGUAUGUAAGCAAUGUGGGAAAGCUUUUACCCGACAUGGACAUUGUAAGCGACAUGAAAGAAUUCACACUGGAGAGAAACCUUAUGUAUGUAAGCAAUGUGGGAAAGCUUUUAACAGACGGGGAGGUUGUAAGAAUCAUGAAAGAAUUCACACUGGAGAGAAACCCUAUGUAUGUAAGCAGUGUGGAAAAGGUUUUACCAAUUCUGGACAUUGUAUGCAACAUGAAAGAAUUCACACUGGAGAGAGACCAUAUGUAUGUAAGCAAUGUGGGAAAGCUUUUAACACACAUGGACAGUGUAAGGAACAUGAAAGAAUUCACACUGGUGAGAAACCAUAUGUGUGUAAGCAAUGUGGGAAAGCUUUUUCCCGACAUGGACAUUGUAAGCAACAUGAAAGAAUUCACACUGGAGAGAAACCUUAUGUAUGUAAGCAAUGUGGGAAAGCUUUUAACAGACGGGGAGGUUGUAAGAAUCAUGAAAGAAUUCACACUGGAGAGAAACCCUAUGUAUGUAAGCAAUGUGGGAAAGAUUUUAACACACAUGGACAGUGUAAGGCACAUGAAAGAAUUCACACUGGCGAGAAACCAUAUGUAUGUAAGCAAUGUGGGAAAGCUUUUACCCAACAUGGACAUUGUAAGCGACAUGAAAGAAUUCACACUGGAGAGAAACCUUAUGUAUGUAAGCAAUGUGGAAAAGAUUUUAACACACAUGGACAGUGUAAGGAACAUGAAAGAAUUCACACUGGUGAGAAACCAUAUGUAUGUAAGGAAUGUGGGAAAGCUUUUACCCGACAUGGACAUUGUAAGCAACGUGAAAGUUCAUAUUCAAGAUAAAACCAGUGUAUAUAAGCAUCAUGAGAAUUUUUUGACUACAAUUACAUAUUGCAUAAUGCAUGAAAAACUUCACACUGGGCAGGAAACUUAUAUAUCUAAGGAAUGUGGGAAAGGUUUCAGCAGAAAUGCUCAUUGUCCAAUACAUGAAAAAAAUUUACACUGUUGAGAAACCCUGUUUAUGUGAAGAAUGUGGGAAAGCUUUCACCACACAUGGAUUUUGUAAAAUACAUCAAUGACUCCAAACUGGUCGAGAAACCCUAUGCAUAUAACAAUGUGGCAAAGCUUUUACCACAUACAGUCAUUGCAAAACACAUGAAACAAUUCACACUAGGAUUAAUCACUGGCUACGUAAGCAAGUGGAGACACUUUCAGCAUCCAAAUUGUAAGUGAAAUACAUGAAGAAACUCACACAAGAGAUAAAUCCUAUGUGUUAUGGGAAUACUCUCAUCACACAUGAUCAUUGUUACAUAUCUGAAAGAGCUCACUGGAUCCUAUGUGUAUUAACAGUGUGGAACAUAUGGCAAUCCAUGUUUGUUGUUAAAUACAUAGAAAAAGCAGCACUCUUCAGAUAGUUUAGAUAUAAGUUUAUUUUAAAAAUUCCAAGUAGACCUGAAGAAAUAAUCAAUACAGAAGUUUGAUGUCAAUAUUUCUUCAAGAAUUUUCCAGAAAUGACAAAUCUGAAGUGGAGCUCUACUCAAGUACACAUUUUGUAUGGGUUUCAGUUAAUCACUUAUACCUCUUUAGAUUUUUUAACGUGUCUUUGUGCUUCAACAUGGCAUCUUGUAAUUAAACAUGGUGAACUGAAAUGGGCUUUUUACUUUCAAGUAUGGAUAGUGUCUAUGUACUUAACAUUUUGUCUUUAAAACUUAAUUUUCAUAUUUUUGUGAAUUUUUAUUUAAAGAAAAAAACCAAAAAGUGUAGAAAUAAUACAGAAUUUCUGAAAAAUAAACAAUAAGAAAUCACUAGUUGAUUAAUUACAUAUUGUUAUUUUAGAGGUAAUUGUUCAAGUUACAAAAUUAAAGCAUACAAAGUGAUAUUCAAAUAAUGACACUGCGAACAAUUUACCUCAGUGAUCCAAAAAAACUUAUUAAUAUGCUUAUCUGUUCUACAAACUUGUUUUUUAUCUUAAAGAUGGUAAAGUUAAACAUGACAAAACAGAACAGUUCAUAAGGAAACAAGUUAAGGAAACAGGUUUCAAAGCAAGUCCACUGAGAUGUUCAUUUUCUAUCUUAAUGUCUCUAGUUUUCUUCCAAAUAGCUGUUCCCAUCUUGAGAAGCAUUGAAUAUAUACUGAACAUUAUAGAACUAAUCAAAUAAUUAUAGGAUGAUGCAGGCUUUUUUGAACUUCAAGACUGAUGUUGGGGAAGUUGAUAAUGAUUACCAUAAUGUGUCUCAUUCUCUUCAUAGUAGAUGUCUUUAUUUUUAUGUAUGCUGAAACUGAACAUAAGAGACUAAACUAAUAUCACUCUGAACAGUGAAUAAUAGUAUCCUGAGAAGGAGAAAGGUGAGGAAUUGCCUAAAAAAAGAAGGCAGAGGACAUUGUUAAAGUGUAUCAGGAUUUAAAAGCUACAGUAGUUCUGUUGCUCUGUUUAGUUUGAUUAUAUUUUGUUCUGGUCUGUCUACUCACAUUGGAUUUGAGGGCACAGAGAGGUAACCCAAAAAUAGCAGGUUAUACCAUGAUGGUAACUGUCCUUAAUUUCCUAUUAACUAAAACUGAAACCCUAUAUUACUUACAUUGUCUUACUAUGACUGAUCUUAUUGGAAGCAGGUUUGUUUGAAUAUUAUUUGGCCUUGACUGAUUUUAUUCACAUUUGGUAUGCUUGCUGGUAUCAAGUCCAAGAGCAUAGGCCACUACUCUGAAGAUGAUAAUAUGUGAAAGAUAUAUAUUGGGGGGCUGGGGAUUUAGCUCAGUGGCUUAAGCCCCUGCCUGGCAAGUGUUAGGUAAUCAGUUUGAUCCCCAGUACCAAAAAAUAAAUAAAAGAUAUAAAUUCCAGGUUUAAUUUUUUUUACUUAAAGAGAAAAAAAAGAACAUAAAAAACAAAGCAGUAAUAGAGUACAAAUCAUACAGAAUUUCAAGAAAAAAAUACAGUAAGAAAUCACUAGUUAAUAGGUUACAUAUUGUCUUCUUAGAAACAGUUGUCCAAAUUAUAAAA
Cavia porcellus (domestic guinea pig) is the source of this 3801-nucleotide messenger RNA. Its product is annotated as zinc finger protein 709-like. Gene Ontology annotation, molecular function: RNA polymerase II transcription regulatory region sequence-specific DNA binding; DNA-binding transcription factor activity, RNA polymerase II-specific. Bases 135 to 1649 code for a protein of 504 amino acids. The record is from RefSeq and is a predicted model, not a curated record. Gene Ontology annotation, biological process: regulation of transcription by RNA polymerase II. The transcript is spliced from 4 exons. NCBI's taxonomy places the organism in Eukaryota, Metazoa, Chordata, Mammalia, Rodentia, Caviidae. Gene Ontology annotation, cellular component: nucleus.